Trypanosoma cruzi is the source of this 537-nucleotide messenger RNA. RefSeq lists its product as uncharacterized. The record is from RefSeq and is a predicted model, not a curated record. NCBI's taxonomy places the organism in Eukaryota, Euglenozoa, Kinetoplastea, Trypanosomatida, Trypanosomatidae. The transcript has a single exon. Bases 1 to 537 code for a protein of 178 amino acids.
AUGAACGUGGAGGAAUAUUGGCACAUGAAGGCCUGUGAGGCGGUGGAGGAGCACCGCAGCCUUAUACAACAGCAGCGAGAUGAGAUUGAGCGGUUGCAGCGCCGCUGUAACGAUCUCCUCCACGAACGGUCGAUGAUGCGAGCAGCGACGGCUGAAGACGUUCGCCAAUUUUGCGUGGAAUAUCAACGAAAUCAACUCCAGCAACACUUUGCAGCCACCGCGGCAUCAUCGACAAUAUCCGCGGGUCGCUUGUCUGCAGUGUCGUCUGUAGACUCCAUCCCUAUUUACUUGCUGCUGCAAUUCCUGCAUCAAUACAGUGCCGGGAUGGUGCCAAUGACGGAGAACAUUAGACGGAAGCGGUCACGGGAAACAAUGAACAGUGUGUGUGGGCCAAAAACAGUGGGCCAGCAACGCCUGGUUCAACGCGUGGUGGCGAGACGACGACUACGCAUGCGGGAAGAUGACACAAUAGAAGAACUGCAGCAGGAGCAUGGGCAACAAUACGACCAGUGUCCAUGUGCCGAUGUUGCCCGGUAA